This is a messenger RNA of Triticum aestivum (bread wheat), 3371 nucleotides long. Its product is annotated as chloroplast stem-loop binding protein of 41 kDa b, chloroplastic. The coding region runs from base 2855 to 3127 and encodes 90 amino acids. NCBI's taxonomy places the organism in Eukaryota, Viridiplantae, Streptophyta, Magnoliopsida, Poales, Poaceae. The record is from RefSeq and is a predicted model, not a curated record. The transcript is spliced from 2 exons.
GUAUCGACGGGGGAGAAUUGGCCGCAGCCAGCAAGGAGACGCGCCCAAGGCGGCGGCGUCGAGUAGAAGGGACGCGUCGGCAACGAAGUCAGACGCCCCACAAGACGGGUGCGCAGUACACCACGGCAUGGAGAUGCACUGAAGGAGAUGCAUGCACGUGCAACAGCCGUGUUCUUUUCUUCUUAUAUGGUAUGUAUAGUUUAUUCUUAACAGGUUUCAGGGAGGAUGCACCCGGAGGAGAAGACAACGGCUCGCGCGACGGAAGUCAGGCGUGCCCACGGAGACAGUGCGUACGUACACAUGCGAGAGGAUGUGGCAGCGGCAGUGACACCCAUCCGAGCUCGACGACGGCGACGGCAACACACGCGAGGCCGAGCUAGCUCACGGCGAGCAUGCAGAUGGUCGAGGAGACGGAGAAACAGGAGCGUACCAAGCCCCAUUGACCAACUUUAUUUGUUACUAUAUGUCUUCUAUCUAUCAGGUGCUACAUAAAAGGGCAAGGCAAGAAUAACCAAGUCGGAGUGCCACGCAGCUGAAGGCCAUGCAUCUGCCAGCAGCAAAGCCAUCAACCGGGAGACCAUGGAGAUGAAGAAAGCUGGGCACUCAGGAGAUAUGUGCAACGGCUAGUACGUCCUCUUCUUUCUCUAUCGUACGUACGUUCUUUUUUCAUGUACCAGGUGCAACGGAGGCGGCGCACGACGCGCCCAAAGGAGGUGGCUGCGAACGAUGAGACGAUCUUCUCGUAGGAGCAGUUGAGGCGGUGGACGACGCGCCCAAUGGAGGUGGCCGCGGACAAAGUGACGCUCUUCCCGUACAAGGUGUUGUCGAGGCGGUUGACGACGCGCCCAACGGAGGUGGCCGCGGACGAUGCAUCGCUCUUCUCGUACCAGGUGCUAUCGAGGCGGCGGACGAUGCGCCCGACGGUGGUGGCCAUGGACGAAGCGUCACUCUUUCUUGUACCAGAUACAAUGAAGAUGGCGGACGACGGCACGGGACAAGGAGACCGCGUCAACAACGCCAGGCCCAUUGCCAACAUCAUCGACCCACUGCCGCAGAGGAUUGCAGUGUGGAGCUCGCAAGGAGGAUGUAGGUGUGGCGCUCGUUGGGGACGCCAUCGACGUCUGCUUCGUCAAGAUGGAGCCAGGAGGCGUGGAGGCUAGCAAGGAUGUCGCCGCCUUUCCGCGGUGGAUGGACGGAGCUUGCUAGGACGACGCAUGUCGUCUUCUUCAACAAGCUGGCGUCACGAAGGACGAAGGUGUGGAGACUUGCGAGGAUGCCGCCGCCGUGCCGCGUUGGAUGGCGACACCGAGCUCGCUAGGACAACAUCCAUCGUCAACAUCAACAAGCUGGUGUUGCGGUGGAUGGAGGCGUGGAGCUCGCAAGACGACACCACCGAUGUCUACCUCAUCAAGACGGAGCCCACGACGCAGGAGUCCAUGAAGAUGACACACACACCCCCGGUGCUGCCCGCAACACGGAUCCCGUGAUACGAAGAAGAUGGUGCUACGCGAUGACACGUCUUCACCGACCCUUACCACGAUCAUGCAAUGUGUUUCCUUUGUCUUGGCGGCCCACCGAAUAUGGUGUCCAGCCGAGACGAGGUGCACUCUUCAUGGCGUACAGGUUUCGGCGUAGGGGCAACGUGCCCUUUGUCUUAGCAGACCACCGAAUACGGCGUCUAGCUAGGACGGGGUAUCAACCACGCCCUUCCAUGAUGUCACCUUUCUUCGGCACCGCGAUGCUUUGCCCUUGUCUUGUUGGACCACCGAAUACGGCGUCCAAACGAGACGAGGUGCACCAUUCAUUGCAUCAGGUCUCGUUUGUCGUACGGGUGGCGUGAUCCUUGUCUUAGCAGACCACCAAAUACGGCGUCUAGCUAAGACGGGGCAUCAACCACGCCCCUCCAUGAUGUUACCUUUCUUCGGCCCCGCAGCGUGAUCCUUGUUUUGCCAGACCACCGAAUACAGCGUCUAGGCAAGACGAGGCAUCCACCACGCUCCUCUAAGAUGUUACCUUCCACGGUCUCGUGAGGCGGAGUCUUUGUCUUCACAGACUGUCGUAACCUCGGCGUCUAGUCGAGACGAGGCACCUACCAAACUGGCAUUGCCGAUAUGAGCGAGCGUUGGUUUUACACCGACGCCGAUCUCCAUAAGAAUACUCCCGUGAGGCGAACCCCUUGCGUACCCCGACGAAACCGCUACAUCGUCAAGAAGUCUAAGCAGAGCAGGACCCAUGCAACUUCAACACCGACUACAUCGCUGUCAAGACCGAUGAGGCGCGACGGCGAGGGUGAACGUGGCCGACACAGAGCCAUGUUUUGAGCGGCACGUGUACCGACGAGGACACGGGCUUUGCCGUCGCCCACACCACACACACACACCAGCAUCAUCAUGCAUGGAGAACGCGAAGCGAAGACGACCACACGGCUUAAUCAGAGGUAUCUCGCGGAGCAACCCGCGGGAGUAAUUAACCGGGAGCUUUUCGAGGCCCCGGGAACCAGGAGACCGCACAUCGUCAUAGUCAUGCAGGCCGCGCUAGUAGGCCACGGAGCGCAAUCAUUUUUUAGGGAAUCUUGUAAUUUUGUUCAUCCAAAGAGAUAAAUGAAAUACUUGUGUCCCGUAUCAGUUUUCUUUGUGUACUAUAGUACACUCGCACGCCCGCAACAUUUAUUUUCCCUUGGAGCGUAGAGAGAUAAUAAUGCAAUAACUAAUGUUAUUUUUUAUUAUUUCUCGUGUCAAACAGUGGGACUUACGUAUAAGUUUUUCCUCCUUUGCAAUGAAUACCUUUAUAUGCCCGUGGGUAAUUCACCUAGUUUCUAACUAUACAUCAUUUUUAGCUUUGUAUUUGAUAUGCAAUGCAGGCUGGAGGGUUCCUUGAGCCGGAGAUCAUCCACUACAACCCCAAGGACUUCGAUCUCGGCAAAAAGAAGGCCUUCCCCUUUAGAGACCAGCAUUUCUUCGCCUCGGUGGAGAAAGCCAACAAGGACAUCGGGGUUACGCCGGAGUACGACCUCCUCGACGGCUUGACGGACUCGUACAACCUCGACUUUGGCCGCGGGAGCUUCAGGAAGGAGGCUGACUUCACCACGAACGACAUGAUCCUCGGCAAGAAGCUCGUGAGCGUCUGAGUCCACCUGAGGCGUGCACGGAUGGGCACAUGGCUCAUGGCAGUUCAAAGUGUGUGGCAACUGCGUAUGCCGUGUGCAUAUGUAGCACAGGGAAGACGAUCCCAGUUUUGGGAUAUAGGUUGAGGUUCACUCAUCCGAUGAAAUGUACUGCUGACACCUACUUCUCUCCUUGUGGCAUUUGGUUUACUUUAGUUCAAUUUAUACUGUUUAUAAUGUUAUUGGUUUUCUACUAUCCGAACCCAAA